AUGGAGGUUUCUCAAAUCCUCUCUAGUUUUCCAGGUGUUGAAGAAGCGAAUGUCUAUGGUGUACAGGUGCCUGGGGAAGCGGAGGGACGUGCAUGCAUGGCGGCCCUUCGUGGUCAGGACUUGCAAUCUAGAGAAAAACUGGAUGCCCUUCAAAGCCUUUGCGAGAAGGAGCUUCCCAGCUAUGCACGUCCCAAGUUCCUUCGAAUUUUGUCAGACAUGGAGAUCACUGGGACUUUCAAGCACCAGAAGGUGCAGCUGCGUGAUCAGGGCUUUGACCCAUCGAAGGUCCCGGAUCCCGUCUUCAUGAUGGACCCCAAAUCCCACCGCUACGUGCCUAUGGAUUCGCAGCUCUUCACACAGUUGCAGCAGGGCAGAUCCAAAUUGUGA
Molecule: messenger RNA, 387 nt
Organism: Durusdinium trenchii
Lineage: Eukaryota; Dinophyceae; Suessiales; Symbiodiniaceae
Source: the annotation of a GenBank genome assembly